AUGAAGGCAAAUGCAAAUAAAAAGACAAAGGCUCGCAGUUUUGUGGCUGAGGAAGAGGUAUUAGUGUUGUUGCCGGUGGCAGAUGAACUCUUGAAGCAAGGUUUAGUGGACCUUACCAAAUCGAAAAGAGAUUGUGGAGUAAACUAUGUAGUGAAUACCGCAGAUAAACGAAAGGGUCAACGAGUGUGCCAUAUAAAUAUGCUCAAAAAAUACUUUGAUAGAGAGGAUAAACAGGAGGAGGUACUGGUAGUUGUAAGUAAGGAAAAGGGGUUAGAGAUUAUGGAUUGUGGCCAAAAGUUAAAGUAUGAACCCAGUUUCAGCGAAGGUAUGAUGAAUGUUUACACAUAUGAGGGUGUUAUUCUGACUGGGCUUCCAGAAAGUGGCUUGAACAGAGCUGGUGUGAGAAUUAACUGUGGACUGAACAUUAUUCCAAUGGGGCAGAACACCUACCUCCUUAAGAUCACACGCCCUCAGAUUCUGGAGUACAAUGGCAUUUGGCCGAGUCAUUCCUUCUUCUCGGCCCACAAACUCACGCAGAGACUGGCUCCAGAGCUGUUGAAGCCUGUGACAUUUGAGUACAACAAGGGCCAAGUGGGAAAGAUCCAAGCCCCUGCGGACUUGCUUGAAGAUAUCCUGAACAUCCACAGGGGAAUCCUCAACAUUUUUCAAAUCACCAUGAAGAAGUCGCAAAAUUUCUAUGGGUUGCAAGAGGCCGGAAUUGAAGGUGUUUGCCUCACAAAUUACAUCAUUCAGGAAAACAAGAAAGCUCACCGAAUUACUAUCACCAAGUCAAAAGACUUGAACAACUGUCAGGAGAAGGUUAUGAUAUUCACUGGUGCAGCCUACGCGGAUCCUGUCUGCCAACAGAGAAGCAGGAAUAUACGUGCAUCUGCUACUUUCACCCAUGUCCUGAAACCUACAGCAACUGGGGCAAUCCUUCAGGAAGCCAGGGUUCGGGAAGUGCAUCAGUUUACCCCAUUCCAUGAAGGUGAGGGAACCGCUAUAUUGGAAGCAAGGCAACACCUCACACUUGUUAAUAUCAAGGCUGCAGUAAUGCGUGAGCUGCAUGUUAAGUUUGUGGACCGAGGAACAUUGAAAUAUCACUUUGACGAGAAUGUACUUCGCAAGCCCAUGAAAUUAAUGAAAGCCCAGAGUGUGGAAAAAGUGAUUCUAGAAACCCUGAAAAACUUGGAACUGCACAACCAGGAGAAAGUCAAUUCUGACACACCCGCUAAAUUUCUGCAGCUUGUGCAGCUUCUUCGUUCCACAACAGAAGGAACCAUCGCGUCCGUGUGGCAAGGUUCCCACAGCAACCAGUUCCGGCGCUGGAUUCUGUUUGCACUUCCUGCUGUUGGAACACUUGAUGCACUGAGAUUUCUCAAAACAGCGAUUCAAAAUAUGGACAUCACAAUGGCUGAUGCCACUCAGGCUUUAGGUGUUGUUAUGCAUCAAAUCACAGCCAAUCUUCAAAGUCUAUCGCUAGUCAAAGAAAUACUGGAAAUUCUUCCAGUGGAACAGUUCUCCAUUCCUCGUCAGGUUGUUCACCUUGGAUAUGGCUCUAUGGUUUUCAGGUAUUGUGUACAGCAGGUGACAUGCCCUGAUAACCUACUGAAGCCUCUCCAUGACUUGCUCACUUUAGCUACUGCUCAGGGCAAUGAGGAGGACAUCGCUCUCAGCCUCAAGUCGAUCGGCAAUGCGGGGCAGCCAGCGAGUACCAAGAGUGUCAUAAAACUAUUACCAGGAUUCGGCACAGCGGCUGCCAGUCUCCCACUCAAACUCCAGGUCGAUGCUAUCAUGACGUUGCGUAACAUUGCAAAGAAAGACCCAGAAAAGGUACAAACCAUCACUAUACAGGUGUUCAUGAAUCGAAGGAAUCAUCCUGAAUUACGAAUGUCUGCUUGUGCAAUAUUCCUGUGCACCAAGCCGCCUUUGAAUUCGUUGCUGGUCCUAGCCAAUUCACUGUUAAAAGAGCCCAGUUUGCAAGUGGCAAGCUUUGCUUAUUCGCAGUUCAGAUCUCUUGCAAGAAGUUCACUCCCUUCUCACAGUUCCCUGUUGGCUGGCUGUAAUUUAGCUGCAAAACUCUUGAGUCCCAGAUUUGACCGACUUGGCUUGAAAUUCAGCCAGGUUUUUCAUCCGGACUUAUUCAGCUAUAAGCUGAUGUCAGGACUAUCCGCUAAAGCCAUUCUAAUUAACAAUGUCGGUGGCCCCAUCCCUACAUUAGCAGCAGCCAAAGUCACGGGCCAUACUUUGGGAUUUUCCAGCAAUCUUGCAGAGGUUGGAUUACGAAUGGAAGGUCUCCAGGAGGUCAUGAUGAAAGGCAGCGCAUCAGUCAGAGGAGGUCCUGAUGUGAAACAAAUUCAACAUAUUUUGAACGGGUGUCCAGAUUGGAAAUCCUUGCCAGAAAAAGUACCUCUAGCCUCAGCAUACAUGAAACUGUUUGAUCAAGAGAUAACUUUUGUGGAGUUCAGAAAGGAUGAUAUUCACAAAGCCAUUCAAGUAAGACUAAACUGUGGAAAACACAGCACACUGAGGAAACUUGUAAACCGGCUCCAAAAGCCGAUUGAACUGCAGCCUGCAGCGGCAUUACUGACAGCUGAGCUACGACGUCUUGUGCCCACGUGUAUGGGUCUGCCCAUGGAGCUGUCCUUCCUUUCUGCCGCUGUGGCAAAAGCCAAUCUCAAUGUUGAUGCAAAAGUCCCUUCCUCCAUCUCUUCCUUUUCUCAAUUGCUCAAUGCUGACAUUCAGCUGAAGGCUCAGCUAAACCCAAGUGUGGCUAUGUAUAGCAAAGCCAUCAUGGAAAUAAAUACACCCUUCAUCCAGUCUGGUUUGGAAUUCGAGGCAAAAAUCCAUUCUGCUUUCCCUGUGGACGUAUCUGCAAAGAUAAAUGUUAAAGAGAGGAAUUUGAAGAUUGACAGUGCAGCAGCUCAGGAGGAAAAUCGGAUAAUAUCUUUCAAAUCAGAGGUAUUCGCUAUUUCAAGAAAUAUUGAGAACCUGUCUGCAGCAAGAUUGACGCCGAUUGUACCUGAAGCAAAAGAGCCAAGCAUUACAAAUCAAAAAUUCAAGCCUUCUGGGAGAUACGUAGAUACACAACCAUACCUGGGCCUCCAUUUUAAAAGUAAUCUUCAACGAGGAUUCCACUUUCAGCAGGUACCAUCCAAAUCAAACAGGGUACUUGGAUUUCUGAGCAGGAAUCUUUGGUAUUACAACAAAAAUAUCAGAGCUAUAGCUUCCCAAACACUUGUCUGUCCAAUCCUGGAAAAUCCAGAUCUUUGUUCAGGAAUAGUAAUGGAUGAAUUUGAAUGUUAUGAUGAAGUAGAGCGACCACCACCAAGGCCCUCAGUGACUAACACUUGUUUAAGGGUGACCACAUUUGGCUUUGACGUGUGUCUGGAUGCAAAGAUGGCAAGUGCAGUUUUUAUUCGCCAUGGUCCACUGCACAGGCUGAUGGGAGUGCACACUGCCAAACUUUUAAUCAGGCCAGCCCAGUCAGGCGCACACACUGAAAGGCUGCUGCUUGAAGUACAGGCAGGACCCAAAGCAGGUUCCAAAAUUAUACGGAGUCUGGAGGAAGAGGAACCACUACCUGAGAGAAUCCAUCGGCAGACAGUCCUGUUCAAGGAACAUCGCUCACAGACUGGAAUCCAAAAUCAGACUUGGACCAAAAGCUCCUCAUCCAGUUCAAUUUCCAAAAGCUCCUCAGGAAGCAGGACCACAUCUCGAAGCUCUUUGUUGUCGAAUGACCGAUUACUCAAGGGGCACCACAACAUUGACCAGAAGCAAGAUCGACAGGGUCGUCCAUCCAGAAAGCGAAGCAGUGGCACAAAUCGUCGUUCCAGCUCCAGCUCCAGCAGAUACAUGUCCUCCGGCAGCACACAGGGAAUAAACCAGGGCCUCAUGGAAAUUGUAUUCAAGUCAACUCAAAGCAGUGAGCGUGAUCUCAUUGGAGACAUAAGUGCUCCGUCACUCAUCAUCCUCGCUCAAGCUAAAAGGACUGAUGGAAAACUGCAAGGUUAUCAGCUCACUGGAUCCGUGCAAAGUUCCGAUGGCAGGCCUAAAAUGCACCUUCGUAUUGUUGAUCUGAAGGAAGACAGCAGAUGGAAAAUGUGUGUGGAUGCUGCCAUCCCUAAAGCACACAAAGCCAUGAUAAUGUACAGAUGGGGUGAAAACUGUCAGAGGUAUAAGAUUUCUUAUAAAGCAUCAAUGGGACAUCUUCAAAAUCACCCAUCUAUGAAAAUUAAAACUCAGUGGUCGGAAAUUCCUGAAGUGAUGAUAGUUGCUGGAAGGAUGAUUGGGUCAGGAGCUGCUUAUCUAUUAGGAUUUUCCAAUAAAUUUAAAGUUAAUCCUUCUCGUCAGAUCACCUAUCUGAUAACCCUAACAUCACCACGGACCAUUGAUACAAUUGUUAAGCUACCGAAGUUUACAAUCUAUUAUCAAGGCUUCGAGCUCCCUUUGCCAGUUCACGUUCAAACAAUGGCUCCAAUCAUACGGACUCAAGGAUUCAAAAGCUUCGCUGAAAUUCCACGGCUACUUCUGACAAUGAAUCAACGGGAGUGUAUUGCAGAGAAUGAGCGAGUUGUUACAUUCGAUAGCAAUGAACUAACGUAUAAAAGACUUAAUGAUUGUCACUACGUCCUGACCAAAGAUUGUUCACCUUCUCCAAAGUUUGUUCUGUUGAUGCGACGUGCUGAUAAUCAGCAGAGAAAGAAGGCAAUAAAGCUACUCAUAUCAGUGCCCAAUGUUGUAAUUGAAGCAUAUCCUACACAGGAUGGAAUAAAAUUCAUGGUGGACAAUGUUGAAACCAGUCUGAGUAACCAAGGAAAGAUUAUCCAAAAUCUUGUAACUAUUCGUCAGAAUGGGACUGGAAUUAGUUUAGAAGCACCCUCAAUCAGUAUUGACCAAUUGUACUUUGAUGGAUACAAAGUGCAGGUUGUACUUGAUCAGAUGAUGAGUAAGACGUGUGGUAUUUGUGGAAUUAAUAAUGGCGAGCAAAAAAUGAUGAUGCCAAAUCAAGAGGAAGCCAGAGAUGUUGAGGGUCUUUUUGAAUCAUGGACAUAUCCAGGACAAUCCUGCACAGAUGAUUGCAAAGUUAGACGAAAUUUUGUGGAACUAGGAAAAACUGCCCAGUUUGAAGGGCAGGAAUUCAAAUGUUACUCAGCUGAACCAGUACAACGUUGCCUGGAAGGAUGUUCGCCGAUUGAAACACUCUCUCGCAUUGUCAAUUUCCAAUGUGUACCAGCCAAUCGUCCUGUGGAUGCAGCUUUCAUAUUCAGUUUCCGAAAGAAGUCUGUGGAUAUGAGUCACCCUGUGGAUUUGCACGCUGACUGUUCAUGUCACUGUACUGAUGUAUGA
Messenger RNA from Carcharodon carcharias (great white shark), 5349 nucleotides. Its product is annotated as vitellogenin-like. Gene Ontology annotation, molecular function: lipid carrier activity. Bases 1 to 5349 code for a protein of 1782 amino acids. Lineage: Eukaryota; Metazoa; Chordata; Chondrichthyes; Lamniformes; Lamnidae. The transcript is spliced from 35 exons. Gene Ontology annotation, biological process: lipid transport. The record is from RefSeq and is a predicted model, not a curated record.